Molecule: messenger RNA, 3339 nt
Organism: Pantherophis guttatus
Lineage: Eukaryota; Metazoa; Chordata; Lepidosauria; Squamata; Colubridae
Source: RefSeq, a predicted model, not a curated record
ACGUAGGAUGGGCCCGGCACUUCAUCGGAGCCACCUUUUUCCUUCGGCGCGAUGCCGUCGGAGCAGUUUCGGAUGGAGACCGUCGAGGCCCUGCGGAACACCCGCAAAGGGCGGCUGCGCUACUGCCGCGACUGGAGCCCGCUCGAGGAGGGCAUCUUGGAAGAGGAUAAAUCCCCUCCGGUGCUGUCCUCCUACACAGGCUGGGUGCUUGAAAAAAUCAUCUCGUGUUCUCCAAAAUCCGAUCCUCGCCUCUUGGCAAAAUCUGCUCCUGAAGUUGCAUCUCUAUUCCAUGGUUUAUCUUUAAAGACCAAUGCCUCUCCUGCCAACCAGCAGAGCCCCCUACCCUUGUUAACAGAAGCCCCUGCUGAUGCCCAGAAAUGGAGUACCCCGGGGAGCAACCAGGAACCCCUCCGGACCCCCCCGUCCAAAAGUACCGGAGUCGAAGGCCUCAUCCAUUUGCACAAGGAGAUCCAGAAGCUGAAAGGGAAGGAACAGCUGAAGCAACGCUUGGAACAGCAGGAGCAGGCGGUGAAGGCCGCCUCCGAGGAGGCCAGCGAGUCGCUGAAGCGCUUCGAUGAGAUGAAGGAGCUGAAGCAACACCAGGACUACCAGCACCUGCAGCAAGAGAUUGAGAACAGCUCCAAAGAAGCUCAGGGCCAGCAGGAGAAGCUGAAGGAGGAGCACCGGCGCAGAGCCAAACUUUUAAGCCGGAAGCUCCGUGAGGCCGAGCAGCAGCGACAGCGGCAGGAAGACCUGGAGCGCCAGCGGCGGGAGGAGAGCCAAGAACGCCUGCGCCGCCUCUACGCCAUCCAGGAGGAGGUUCUGCAGAUCCACCAGCAGAUCGGCCUCAGCGCCAGGCAUAAAGAGCUGCCCGCCAUCGACUUCUCCCUCUACAACAACCGUGGCAAUCAACUCUGCGGGGAGGUGUCUGCCUUAGUCCGGAUGGCCAACGAGCAGGCUUUCCCCACCGAGGCAGAUGUGGCUUCCGCUGAUCAAGUCCUGCUCAAAAUGCACCAGCUGCUUUCUGACAUGCAGCAAGAAAUUGCUCUCGCCCUGGAAGAGAAGAAGAAGCAGGAGGAGAAGUUGGCUUUGGCGGCGGCUGCAGCAGCCGAGGCCAAAAAAACAGAGGAACUGCAGAAGCAAGAGCUGGCAAAAUCCCAGGCUUCGGAUCCCGGAAAGGUUGCUGGAGGGCUUCAGGUAAAGGCAGACCCGUCCAUCAUGAAGUGGUACCAAGAGCUGCAGAAAGAAUCCGAGCAGUGUGUGGCUUCCUUCAGUCGCUUGGCUAACAGCAAAGACACGCAGGAGAAAAAAAUCAAAAUGGAAUUGCAGAAAGCUGCCACCAUCCCUGUCAGCCAGAUUUCUACCAUUGCAGGUUCUCAACUGAAGGAGAUCUUUGAAAAGAUCAACAGCCUCCUGUCAGGAAAAUACGUGCAGUGCGGCGGCCAUAAAAUAUCCGUCACGCAGCACCCCGAAGGCCUGGAGUUUGUUUAUUUCAAACUGGCUGAAAAGUUUGUGAAACAAGGCGAAGAAGAGGUGGCCUCUCACCACGAAGCGGCGUUCCCCAUUGCCGUGGUGGCAUCUGGCAUCUGGGAGCUGCACCCCAAAGUGGGCACCCUCACCUUGGCUCACUUGCACAGAAAGUGCCCUUACGCUGUGCCCUUCUACCCUGCGAUGAAGGAAGGCACCCCCCUGGAAGAAUAUCAGAGGAUACUUGGCUACCAAGUGAAGGAUGGGAAAGUUGAGCCGCAAGAUAACUUUCUGAAGCGGAUGUCAGGAAUGAUCCGACUCUACGCGGCCAUCCUGCAGCUUCAGUGGCCUUAUCGAGAUAAGCAAGGGACUCACCCACACGGAUUAAACCACGCCUGGCGUUGGGUGGCACAGAUAUUGAACAUGGAACCUCUGGCAGAUGUGACGGCAACCAUUCUCUUCGAUUUCCUGGAGGUGUGUGGGAACGCUCUCAUGAAGCAGUACCAGGGGCAAUUUUGGAAGAUGCUCCUCCUGAUCCAGGAAGAGUAUUUUCCCAGGAUCGAAUCAAUUACCAGCCCUGGGGAAAUGGGCUCCCUCAUACGAUUCAAGCAAUUUUUAAAAGAAUGCUUACAACGAAAAAACAUUCCUCUCCCCAAAGGAUAUUUGCCACCUUCUUUUUGGAAAUCGUGAAAAUCCGGAUUCCUUGCACUUUUACAGAAGGUUGAAAGAAUAGCUCGCUUCAGGGUUUUUGUUUUUUUUGUUGUUAUAAAAAAAAAAAGUCUGCAGGGAGACAUUUUUUAAAAACCAAACAAAAGAAGAAAAGAUUUGGAUUCUCUACAGAAUCUGGAAAUGGCUUGUCAGCUUUUAUCCGAUGGUCAAAAACAACCUUUGUCUCUCAAGAUAUUCAGCCGUGAUUUGCACUCCCAUCGUCGAACAAGGGUGUGUCCUUUUUGUUUUUCCUGCUGUGUCAUGCCCACGCUCUUAAACACAACAUUAACAAAUUGGUUUCAGUGCCCUCGAGGGACGCCUGUGUUUUAUUAACAUCAGAAGUUUAACGCGCACCAAUAAAAACCCAACCCCCCCCCCCAUCAGUGUCUGAAACCCUGCAAUUGAAUUGGAAGAGAGAUUAAUUCUUAAUAAAAGUGCUGCAGUCCCUUGCAGCAAAAUCCUUGGUGGACUGCCUUUAAUUUUAAAAAGCAGGCAGAAUGGAAAACCUUUUGAGCUCAUCCAAGCAAUGCUGAAAGAACAUGAAUUGAUUUCGUGGCCUUCAUUCUUUUUUUUAACAAAAAAGAUUUUAGACAGCUUUGCAUUUAUUUAAGUAAGAUUUCCCCCCCCCUUCCCCCUCAAAAUAGAACCAUGAUUGAGAAAAGGAGAGGAUCCCUGCUGGCUGUUUCAUUUUCAUAAAAUCAAGGGAAAUUGCUUUUAAAAUCAGUCCGUGGUUUUCUCUCUCUCUUGGAUCCAAGCCGAUACUUGAACUGUGGAACGUCUGCUUUCGCUAUUUGCAAGCGAUCGGUGGAAAAUGAAGAAGAAUUUAUAUUUUUAUGCAUUGGGUGCUAAGAUAAACAGUAAAGUAUAUCGGAUAACAUAUAUAUUUCAUACGACAUGAUCCAGCUUGCUGGCGGAGUGGCAGAUCUGCGAGUCGACAGAGCGAUUGUGUCAGCUCAAUCAAGCGUGAAAUGUUGACCUUGUGUGUCUUAUUUUGCUACAGUGAUAAUUUUUACAGUGAUAAAAGACAAUAAAACUUGGGAAGAAGCUGCCUUGAAUAUUCAUGAAAGCUCAAAUGAGCUUUAUUUUAAAGACUUCGUCGAGUAACUUAUUUCAAUGUAUACGCAUGCUUGUUUUCAAAGUAAAGACACGGAAUUUCUAAUCUCA